Molecule: messenger RNA, 1749 nt
Organism: Zea mays
Lineage: Eukaryota; Viridiplantae; Streptophyta; Magnoliopsida; Poales; Poaceae
Product: Putative tRNA pseudouridine synthase
Exons: 6
Coding region: 564-1673 (369 amino acids)
Biological process (GO): tRNA pseudouridine synthesis; mRNA pseudouridine synthesis
Cellular component (GO): nucleus
Molecular function (GO): RNA binding; pseudouridine synthase activity
Source: RefSeq, marked predicted
CUCUUCCUCACAUCGCCUCCCUCGACGAUGGCCGCCGCCACCGCCGCCGCCGCCACGGCGUCGGCUUCGUGUCUUCUCCGGAGGUCUAUAUCCUCUGCAUUCCUCGCGAAGCGCGCGGUCCCUAGCAUUCCGCGUACAACUCUCUGCUAUUCCUCCUCCGCAUCCGCCAGACUCAAACCAACGCCGUCCCUGUCUCCGCCUGUCACGUCCGCCAACGAUGGAGGCGGCGGGAUGAGGUGGGAGUCAGCGCGCAAGAAGAGGGUGGUGCUCCGCAUCGGCUACGUCGGCACUGAUUACCGAGGGCUUCAAAAGCAGCAAGAGCUUGGCGUGGAUUCGACCAUUGAGUCAGUCCUGGAAUCUGCCAUCUUCAAGUCCGGGGGUAUUCUCGAGAGUAAUUAUGGAAAACUGCAAAAGAUUGGGUGGGAGAGGAGUAGCCGAACUGAUAAAGGGGUAGGCUUUAACCAUUUAACCACUCAGAUUUUAUGAAGAAUACAUUUUUCAGCUAACAAAGGCUUUUAUGCAUGCUUAGAAUGGACUAAUUGCAGGUACACUCAUUGGCUACAAUGAUUUCCCUUAAGAUGGAAAUCCCUGAUAGAGCAUGGGAGGAUGAUCCUGAUGGUAUUGCUCUUGCCAGCUUCAUUAACUCAAAUUUGCCGGACAAUGUGAGGGUUUUUAGUAUAUUGCCUGCACAAAGGAGUUUUGAUGUAAGGAGGGAGUGCUUAUAUCGUGAGUACUUCUAUCUUCUUCCUGCUGAAAUUAUUGGAAUUAAAGAUGACUAUAGCUCUGAAGAAAUGCAAGAGCACUUGUCAGAAUUCAACAAAAUACUGAAAGGUUUUGAGGGAAACCAUCCAUUCCAUAAUUACACUGCACGUGCCAAGUAUAGGAAGGUUCUCGCGGGAAGACACAGAAGGGCCAAAGGAGCAAGCUCGGCGUUGAAGUCCAUGUCCUCUGACACUGGCAUGGCAGAAAGCUCUUCUGAAGAAAGCACUUCUCCAGAUCACGAUGAGGACUUGAAUAUUUCAUCAAUCUUUGACUCUGGUAUACCAGAAGACACUCGUGUGAAUGGUAUUCUGAAGCUUUCUGAGGAUCGGCUGCAGAUUCAAGCUAGGUGGCUGCAUGAGCCUGACGAAAGCGAUAGAUUAAACGCUUCACAUUUCAGAGAUAUCAUUACCUGUUCCUGUGGAGACUUGCAAACUUCAUCAGGGAUUCAGUUCGUUGAGUUGACCAUAUGCGGGGUAUCUUUCAUGCUACAUCAGAUCCGGAAAAUGGUUGGAACCGCCGUGACGGUGAAGCGUGGACUACUACCAAGAGACAUCAUAGAGCUGUCCCUCGCGAAGUUCUCCAGAAUCGUUCUACCAAUAGCCCCUUCAGAGGUCCUGGUCCUCAAGGACAACAGUUUCUGCACGAAGAGCAAGGGAGGGAGGAUCGUUCGCCCCGGGAUCCAGUCCAUGAACAAGUCGGAAGCAACCAGGAAGGGGGUCGAGGAGUUCUACAGGGCAGCGCUCCUGCCAGAAGUAGCGAAGUUCCUGGACCCCUCUCUGCCGCCGUGGAAGGAGUGGCUGGAGAACCUGGACAGGUUCUCGGGCAUACCGGGUUCGCAGCUGGACGAAGUCAGGGAGGCGUAUCGAGCGUGGAGGGAUGAUUACGACCGAGCGAAGAUGGCUAGAAACUAGGAGUGCUGGCAGUGUCGCAAGGUGGAUGAACUACCUAGCAGUGAACAAUGAUGAUUUAUAUAUACUAGUUCGCUUG